AUGAAAGAAAAGAAAAGGAAAAGAAAAAAGAAAAAUGAAAAGAAAGAAGAAAAGAAAAGAAAGAAGAAAAAAGACAGUACGACAGACAAAGAGAGAGAGUGAGAAAGAGAAAAAGAGAAAGAG
Messenger RNA from Penaeus vannamei (Pacific white shrimp), 123 nucleotides. NCBI's taxonomy places the organism in Eukaryota, Metazoa, Arthropoda, Malacostraca, Decapoda, Penaeidae. The record is from RefSeq and is a predicted model, not a curated record.